Pseudomassariella vexata is the source of this 2037-nucleotide messenger RNA. RefSeq lists its product as uncharacterized. The transcript is spliced from 5 exons. NCBI's taxonomy places the organism in Eukaryota, Fungi, Ascomycota, Sordariomycetes, Amphisphaeriales, Pseudomassariaceae. The record is from RefSeq and is a predicted model, not a curated record. Bases 1 to 2037 code for a protein of 678 amino acids.
AUGCCGGCACUUCUUUCCUCGUCCUCGCUUCUGACUAAUCCUGUCGCUCGCAACGCCAUCUCCAACUCUACUACAUCUUCUUUUGCCACGAAUGUUACGAGCAAUGCAUUGCAAGUAGUGUGCGCUUGGCCCGUAUCUGGCCAGUAUGGUCCGGGCUCGAGGGUCUUAUACUAUGUCCUCGUAGCAACCUGCGUGCUCGCUCGAAAAGCAGAAUGGCUUAGGAACGCUUGUUUGGCAGCAGCGUUGCUGUUCCCAGCCGUCGCUGCUAUCCACGGCAUCGUCCUCGCUGUACUUCAUGUCAACGGUGCUGUCGAUAUGGAUGUGUUCGGAGCCUUUCAGCUCUGCUCAAUAGGCAUCCUGGCCGGUCCAGUCACAGUUAGGAGGUCCAAGACGUACUUCUAUGAUCCCGGUCGGAACGCCAUCUUCUUGUGGACCCUACUUAUCCUUGCCGGACUGCUAAGCUUGACAGUCGAGUUCUACCGGAUCACGACGUCCAAGUGCACGCAUGAUGACAAUGGCAAUCCUAUACCCCGAGAUGUGAGGCACUUCCCAUACGAGCAGGCUACUUGUGAUCUUAUCUGCUCCAUAGAUGAUGGUCCGUUCUCUCGAAUGCGACGCGGCGCCGCAAUCGACAUCUAUGUGAUACCGGCACCGGACAAGCUUACGUUUGGGGCCGGCAUGCUCGUUUCAGCUGCGUGCUGCAUACCUGCUAUCUUGUCGCUCGUAUCUAUGUGGAACAAGAUUCUCGAAAUCAACUGGAGAACCACGCGCUUCGCUUAUGGAACCAAAGAUGAGCGAAUUGACGAGCCCAUUGAGGGCACUAACGGAGCCACUCUGGGAGAGGUGAGGAGGUUCGACACCAAGAUCAGGAGGUUCCUCAGUACUGUCGUGGAGAUUCCUGUCAUCGGUUCUGCAGUACUUGCAAUUGUAGUGUUUGGGGAGCGCAAUUUUUUCAGUUACCAAGUUUAUUUCCAGACGGAGCCUAUGGCCAGUAUAGGCCAAUGGGCCCCAAUGGUUGGAACUGGGCUUGCUGCAUUUGGUUCUUUAUACCUUCUCCUAGCGAAGGAUCCAAAGGGUAGGAAAGGGAAUAUAAACCCUGAUUCUACCACGCAUUUCUGCAAUUGCUCCCAUCACCACCACAGCGACGAACGGCAGAUGAGUGAAGGGUACCGACCAGGUAGCAGAUAUGCUCGAAGUAUGCAUGGCGGCGUCUUCGAAACCUCACCCCGAGGUCAUACCGAUUCGCUGAUGAUGCAGGAGGUCGAUGCCGGUCUGUCUACAUUCUUGUCCGAACAUGACGACAUUCGUCGUAGCUUUUCAAACGAAAGCGAACUGGCGCCCACAACGAGUCGAUCUGGGCAAAGCCACCACAUCAAACGAACCUGGACAGCCGAUGCGGGCAGACGCAAAGCCGCCGAGACAUUGACGGCUAUUGGCGAUUUUCUAGGCACUGCAGCGCCUGGUCGUUUUGAUGACUCGGAGUUCAAGCUCGGGAAAGCCAACGACUUUCCCGAAAUUCCGGGGGAGGAACAGCGCAAUCGUGCGCUACGUCAGAUUAGGGAGCGUUACAAUCAGCCCCGGGAUGCUGAGGGCCACGCCACGCCCGCCCUUCGAAAGCGACCUUCAAGGGCGGGUAGCUUCACUGGCAGCUUUGUCUCGGUAGUCGAUGGUGAAGAUUCGACAGACCCACAUUCCCCUCAGUCCCCAUCUCAUCCAAUGUUCCCGUCGCCCGCUACAACCCGAAGGCCACAUUCCAACACGUUUCCAUGUGAACGCAACUCCUUCGACACAUACAACCCGCACCCACCGUCGUCCGAUGAUCCGGCCGAAAGUGGCUUACUACCGCGGAGGUCUACACUUGAGGUACCUUCGCCAGUCUACCAUGGUUCUACACGGAACAAUCCAACGUCUUCGUCCGCCACAUCAUUCGUUGCCAGUCCCGAAACGUCGGGAACACCUGCCAUUGUGGUAUCAUCCGGUCCUGACGAGUCUUCUACUACGCCUACGCUUAUCAUCAACCCUCCAGCUCCACUUUAG